Molecule: messenger RNA, 955 nt
Organism: Larimichthys crocea (large yellow croaker)
Lineage: Eukaryota; Metazoa; Chordata; Actinopteri; Sciaenidae
Exons: 4
Coding region: 214-858 (214 amino acids)
Source: RefSeq, a predicted model, not a curated record
UUUUACAAACUCCGAAACAAAUUUACACACUCCGAAACAAAUUUACAAACUCUGAAACAAAUGUACAAACUCCGAAACAAAUUUACAAGAACAACACCAAACGUAAAGGGAAUAUACCAAAAGCCGGAUCUGACCCGGAAGUGAUUGAGUGAGUGGUUUGUUUUGAAAAUACUGUACGGAGCGAGUAGUGUUGUGUAGUUUAUAUGGAGUUUUAUGAUGUUUUGUCCGUUUUGUGGAAACCAUUUGAAUCAGUUACUGCGGUUUUGCAUUUCGUGUGGACGGUCUCUGGAGUUUUUAAAGGACACGGACAAGACGGAAGGACCAAGCGCACAGGGGACAGCUAAACAGCCGGAAAAUGCUAAACAAACAGCACAACCAUGCCCAUUAUAUAAACAGUUCAUGGAGUACAGAAGCACCAAGUCCAAAGAACGACAGUCUUUUAACUGUGGGCCAAAAGAAAGACAUAAACAUAAAGAAAAGAAAAACGUCCAAUAUUCGGCUGCUGAGCUCCUCCGGCUACGAGGCUACCUGGCUGUCCCCCCGCCGGUAAACCUCCUGCGCCUCCACCCGGACAUUGCCCUGCUGCCUCGCCGGAGAUACACACACCGGGGAUCUCGCCGGAGCUUCCACUCCAACGACGCCUCGGCCAUAACAUCUAUCUGGUCCACCACUCGCCGACCCCGCAGACCUCCAGAGCGAGCUGUCAAUUCCAAAGCACUAGCCAUUCCGGCUAGGUCGACAGCUAACGCCUCCCCGACAGCCAGACAGGAUAACCAUUCAGUCAACUUUGGACUUCUCAACAUCCGCUCACUCACGAACAAAGAUAAACAUAGGAUUGAUGGUGCCACACGGAACUGAUUUAAAACCUUUAAGAGGGAAAACACUCCCAUUAUUUACAGACCCAGAAGUAGCAGCACCUGAUCUGCUGAAACAAGCUGUGCAGAAAAUGACAACA